AUGGAACCAAUCAUUGAAGUAACUUCUGAGGCUACUGCUGCCACUCCAAAGGUAAAGAUUGUAUUGGUACAUGGAUCGUGGUGUGAUGCCAACAUCUGGAGAAAGGUACUUGCCAGACUUGCUAAAAAGAAUGAAGUAUAUGCCGUUCAGUUACCUCUUACAUCGUUAACUGACGAUGUCGAAGCACUCAGAAGAUUGGUAGAGAGAAUCGACGGAAAGGUCUUGUUGGUCGGUUACUCAUACGGUGGUUUCGUCAUUACUGAAGCCGUUCCAAAGUUGGAUAACAAGGUUGUCGGUUUGCUCUAUGUCAACGGUAUCAUCCCAAGCGAAGGUCAGAAUCUCGAUGCUGCUCUCGGUGGUAAUUUGCAAUUCCCACCCGAUGGUUUGAUGCUCAAAGACAACUAUGGCAAUCUCUGGCUCAAUCCAAAGCUUUUCAAAACAGUUUUGGCUCAGGACACAACCGAUGAGGACAGCACUGUCUGGUUGCAAUCCCAAAAGCCACUCGGACUCAAGUGUGUCUAUGAACACGUUACAACCCUUGGAUACAAGAAUUUGCCAUGUUGGUACCAAAUCUCGGAUGAAGACAGAAUCCUUCCUUUGGUUGCACAAAACGCUAUGUCAACCAUGGUCAAUGCCAAGGUAGUGCACCUUCCAUCGAGCCAUGCUUCUAUUCUCUCACACGACAAACAAGUCUCCACUUUUAUUAAGGAGGCUGCUCGUGAAUUAUCUAAACAAUUAUAA
Molecule: messenger RNA, 741 nt
Organism: Heterostelium album PN500
Lineage: Eukaryota; Evosea; Eumycetozoa; Acytosteliales; Acytosteliaceae
Product: alpha/beta hydrolase
Exons: 1
Coding region: 1-741 (246 amino acids)
Source: RefSeq, a predicted model, not a curated record